Messenger RNA from Drosophila erecta, 687 nucleotides. RefSeq lists its product as uncharacterized. The coding region runs from base 34 to 414 and encodes 126 amino acids. The transcript has a single exon. The record is from RefSeq and is a predicted model, not a curated record. Lineage: Eukaryota; Metazoa; Arthropoda; Insecta; Diptera; Drosophilidae.
AAGUGUCACCAUCUCCUGAAAAACUGUUUAGAAAUGCUGAGUUUAGAGACCAUGAAAAAUCGCUCAAAAUUUUAUGAUCAACAGUAUGAAAACAGACUCCCAGUGGACUGCAAAACGGAAGAUGCGCGUCAGGAUGCCAAAAAUUUCCAGGACGAUUGCGUAACCUCCAGUGUGCAAGGCCCACUUCCUCAGGUGGGCCGUGUUCUACGUCGGAUCAGGUCCUCGCUCUGGUCCCGACUUUGGGGUGCAUCCAAUCCAUGCCCAGCCCCUGCCCCUGCCCCUGCCCCUGCCCACCUAAAGACACAUCCGAAUGAGCCGAGCAUCCUGUAUCCUGCGCGAAUGCAUUCCAAGCCGAUCCCUCAGUGGCAGGUCAGCCCGGCAGCCUACGUGGGAUAUCGCUACCGAUUGCGGUGAUAGUCGGCUCUCCGGCGGAUGCACUUUGGCCCUCCUGUUACCCAACGGCUGCUUCGCUUUCGCACUCACCAUGACGACACUAAGUGGCAUUCAAGCUGCAUCCAAUCCGUACCGUCUCCAUCCUCUGUGUUUCUGGUGUCCGCUUGCCUGGCUUGUGGUUUGCGUUUAAAGUUUAAGUGGCGCAAAAUCAGCGCUCAUGCAGUGGAAGAAACUGUGCAAGUUUUAGGCUUAGGAUUAUUAAGUACCAAAUUAUAAGCGGAAAGGCGAGUUUUC